AUGCGUGAAACUUGCAUGCUCUCCCUGACGCCCAAUGAGGUGGAUCAGGUUGGAGAAUACUGCGUGGCGAAUACAACGCCGCUUCCACAUUGUUUGCUCGAGCAUUCAGUGACUACGGCAAACAAAACAGAGCGCAAUGGCGAGAUGGCUGGCUCACUAGCUCAAUGCGCAUAUCUCAUGAGCACUGCGCGCGGACUUCGACCGAAAAGAGUUCUGGAGCUCGGCACAUUCACGGGUGUUAUGUCGCUGGCAUUAUACGAAGCGACUCGGGACAUCGGUUCUGAGAUUGUGACAUUAGAUAUCGAUAAAGAAUUCAUUGCGAUCGCUAAAGACGCAUUCCAAAAGUACCAGGCUGUUGAUCGUAUUGAGAUUAUUGAGGGGGAUUGUACCGAGAGUCUGUCUCAGUUACAAGGCGAUUUUGACUUGAUUUACAUUGAUGCGGAUCAAUUUCAGUACGAAGCUUAUGUCCGCGCAAUUUUGGAUCGCGAACUAUUGAGUCCGCAAGGGAUUAUCCUUGUUGACGAUGGUAAUCAGAUCCCUCCUGUUCAUCGAUCUUGCCCAGUUAAUGAAAUUACAGUUCUUUUGCGCGGAAUCACGGUAAACCCAAGCAUGUCUCCGACUGUAUCGGAUGAGGACAGAGAAUGGUGCAGAGAAGUCGCAGUCAACAUGAACAAAUUCAACCAGUUCGCUGCAACAGAUCCGAGGAUCUUAGGGACUCUGCUACCAUUCUUCAAUGGUAUCAUGCACAUCACAUGGCGGUGA
This is a messenger RNA of Talaromyces amestolkiae, 762 nucleotides long. RefSeq lists its product as uncharacterized. The coding region runs from base 1 to 762 and encodes 253 amino acids. Lineage: Eukaryota; Fungi; Ascomycota; Eurotiomycetes; Eurotiales; Trichocomaceae. The record is from RefSeq and is a predicted model, not a curated record. Gene Ontology annotation, molecular function: O-methyltransferase activity; S-adenosylmethionine-dependent methyltransferase activity. The transcript has 3 exons.